AAAAUUAAGCUUCUUCUGCAAACACGACCGCAAUAACACCAAAGAUGGCUUCCCGACUUCCUUCCUUUCUGAUUAUUAUUACUUUCCUGGCCUUCUCCUGCUUUCAGGUGAUGCCAUAUGGAGCUGAAGCCACUAAAAAACUGUACAUUGUGUACUUGGGAGAGAGGAAGCACGAGGACCCACACCAUGUCACAGCUUCACACCAUGACAUGCUAACUUCUCUUCUUGGGAGCAAGGAGGAAGCUUCAGCAUCUAUUGUGUACAGCUACAGGCAUGGAUUUUCGGGCUUCGCAGCUAUGCUCACAGAGUCUCAAGCAAAGCUGCUUGCAGAGUCACCUGAAGUCAUCAGUGUAAGGCCAAGUCGGAAUUAUCAGCUGCUUACAACUCGUAGCUGGAACUACCUGGGAAUGAAUUAUGUUCAUCCUACUAAGCUUCUUCGAAAGAGCAAUUUUGGAGAUGGCAUCAUCAUUGGGAUCAUUGACACAGGGAUCUGGCCGGAAUCGAAAAGCUUCAAUGAUGACGGAUAUGGCCCCAUACCAUCACGGUGGAAAGGAAAAUGCGAGGUCGGAGAGGCAUUUGACAGCAAUAAUUGCGGCAGGAAGAUCAUCGGAGCCCGAUACUACACCGCCGGGAUCGACAAGAAGAACCUCAAGUCCGAGUACCUUUCUCCCCGGGACUUCAUUGGUCACGGCACCCACACGGCCUCCAUCGCCGCCGGCUCCGUCGUGGAAAACGUGAGCUUCCAUGGUCUCGCAGCGGGAGUGGCGAGGGGAGGUGCUCCCAAGGCCCGGCUGGCCAUCUACAAGGCACUGUGGAAGACCGACCAAGGCGGCGGUGCCGGCAGCAGCGCAACAGUUCUCAAGGCCAUAGAUGACGCUAUUCAUGAUGGAGUGGAUAUCCUAUCCCUGUCGAUUAGUGUGGAAGAGGACUCGUUUGGCACGUUGCAUGCGGUGGCCCGAGGUAUCACCGUCGUAUAUGCUGCCGGGAACGCAGGACCUAUUCCUCAGACCCUGUCAAACACCGCGCCUUGGGUCAUAACAGUGGCUGCAAGCACAAUCGACCGGUCUUUUCCUACUGUGAUCACCCUUGGAGAUCAUCGGAGCUUUGUGGGCCAAUCCAUCUUCUACAACUCCACCGAAGGCACAGAGAGCAAUUUCAAAGCGCUAGCUUUUGGUGGCAGCUGCGACAAGGAGUCUUUGAAUGGUACUAACUUGGCCGGAACUAUUGUUCUGUGUGCGGUUACUUCUCUCUCAUCCGAUUUGUCUUUGUACCAAGAUGCGCUGACUGGUGUUCUGAAAGCUGGGGGAGAGGGAAUUAUUAUGGCUACAUACACAAAUAACAACCUUGAAAUGACCGAAGAAUGCAAAGGCAUCACUUGUGUUUUUGUAGAUUUCGUCAUAGGAUAUCAAAUUGGGAUGUAUAUAUACACUGAAAGCACACCUGUAGUUAGGGUGAAACGGACGCGCAAUGUCAUAGGGAAAGAAGUCUUGUCUCCAAAAGUAGCAAUAUUCUCCUCAAGAGGACCUUCUAUACUUCCUCCUGGAGUGCUCAAGCCCGAUAUCGCCGCACCAGGAGUCAGCAUCUUGGCAGCAAAAGAGAACUCCUAUAUUUUUGGCUCAGGAACCUCAAUGGCUUGCCCGCAUGUCGCAGGAGUUGCAGCCUUGCUCAAAUCCAUGCAUCCUAAUUGGUCUCAUGCUGCCAUAAAAUCAGCACUCGUCACCACUGCAUCCAUUGCUGAUGAAUAUGGCAUGCCCAUACAAGCCGAGGGAUUCCCAAGAAAAAUUGCUGACCCGUUCGACUAUGGAGGGGGUCACAUCGAUCCAAACAAAGCUGCCGACCCUGGCCUUAUAUAUGACAUCGAUCCAAAGGAUUACCACAAGUUCUUCAACUGUACUCUAAAAACAAUUGAGAUAUGUGAUACAAAAUUACGGCAUGCGUCUUACCUGAACCUCCCCUCCAUCUCCAUUCCUAAUCUCAAGAGUUCCAUGACGGUUUGGAGAACGGUCACUAAUGUGGGUAAAGUUGAUGCGGUCUAUAAAGCGAUUCCUGAACCUCCACCGGGAGUUCAGAUGGUUGUGGAACCUCCAAUCCUAGUGUUCGAUGCUGUUAACAAGACACAGACCUUCAAGAUUACCUUCGAGACGACUCGAAAGGUACAAGGCGAUUAUACAUUUGGCAGCAUGACUUGGUGGGAUGGAGGUGUUCAUUCAGUUAAGAUUCCGAUUGCAAUCCGCAUUGUAAUUCAGGACUUCUAUGCCAAUAUUGCAUAGGGUUGACAGAAGUUUUUGGUUUUGAGGGGAGGAUUGUAGUGAUCAUGAGGUGAAAUAAAUGUGUACCUCUGCUCUCGUUAUUCUAUGAAUGAAAGUCUAUUUUAUUUGCUCC
Messenger RNA from Phoenix dactylifera (date palm), 2382 nucleotides. RefSeq names its product subtilisin-like protease SBT3.5. Gene Ontology annotation, molecular function: serine-type endopeptidase activity. Gene Ontology annotation, biological process: proteolysis. NCBI's taxonomy places the organism in Eukaryota, Viridiplantae, Streptophyta, Magnoliopsida, Arecales, Arecaceae. The record is from RefSeq and is a predicted model, not a curated record.